CUAGAAGCUAGCAGCCCGAUUAAGAUGAGCCGAGGGAGGAAAACGAUUACACAUUUUUUCCUUUUAGCAAAAAGGCUGGCUUUUGGGUCAGACUUUACUGUCUUUCCCACCUUAGAAAAAGCACUUUACGUCUAGUGUAGAGUUAGAUAAAACUUCCAAGUCCGGCCCAACUCGGUUUAUUCUCAGCUGAGGUUUUUUUUUUUUUUUUUUGGUGUUUUUAACUUCUGCGGUAAAUGAUUCCGGGUUCCUUUUACUGCUUUUCUCGUUUCCUAAUAAGUUGAGUUAGUUUCGUUUUUUGCGUUUUGUAAUAGCGUUUCAGCUGACGUUGCAACUGCGCUUUUGCAACACAAGGUUAAAUUUAGCUUUAGCCCACUAGCUCCUCGUCCCAUUCCUGCACUUUCCUAUGCUGAGCUCUCAGGACAGGUGUGCUGAGAGCAGGACAGGUGUGCCCGCACACACACAGGCUGCUCUGUAACACCACGGCUGUGUGGUACUGUAACUGUAACUGAGAGUGUGACCAUGCUGCUGUCUCUGGUGGUGCACACACACUCGCUGCGGUACUGGUUUCCAGCCACCAUCAUGCUGGGAACAGCCCCGGCUUACCUGCUGUCCUGGGGCGUGUGGAGGGCGCUGUCCUCCGUCCUCCCGGUCAGGCUGUACCACCACAUAGACGACCGGCUGUACUGCAUGUACCAGAGCCUGGUCCUGUUCUUCUUUGAGAACUACACAGGGGUCGAGAUUGUUAUAUAUGGAGAUAUACCAAAGAAAAAAGAGAACGUGAUCUACCUGUCAAAUCAUCAGUGCACAGCUGAUUGGAUCAUUGCUGACAUGCUCGCCAUCAGGCAAAGUGCUUUAGGUCAUGUCAGAUACGUCCUAAAAGAUGGACUCAAGUGGCUGCCGCUUUACGGAUGGUAUUUCUCCCAGCAUGGGGGAAUCUAUGUGAAACGAAGUGCAAAAUUUAAUGAAAAGGCCAUGAGAAAGAAGCUCUUCAGUCAGACUCAAUGUGGAACACCAAUGUAUCUCGUUAUCUUCCCUGAAGGAACUCGGUAUAAUCCAGAGCUCAAGAAUGUUGUUGCCGACAGUCAGGCUUUUGCUGCAAAAGAAGGGCUGGCUGUUCUGAAGCAUACGCUUACACCCAGGAUGAAGGCGUCUCAUAUUGCGCUGGAGGCCAUGAGGGGCCAUCUGGAUGCUGUGUACGAUGUCACAGUGGCCUAUGAGGGAACGUUAGAUAAAUCCGGUCAGAGAAGACCUGCACCAUCGAUGCCAGAAUUCCUCUGCAAAGAAUGUCCCCGUGUGCACAUACACUUCGAGCGUGUGGACAUAAAGGAAAUCCCUUCAGAGCCUGUGUUUUUCCGCAGGUGGCUGCACGAUCGGUUCGAAAUCAAGGACCGGCUGCUGAUGGAUUUCUACGAGUCGCAGGACUCAGACAAAAUUUGUACUUUCCCCGGGGAGGGAAAACCUUCUCCACUGAAACUCUCCAAGACCCUCCCCUCAGUGAUUAUCCUGGGGGGGCUGACACUGCCACUUUUGCUGACGGAGAACGGCAGGAAGCUGUACGUGAGAACCUGGGUGUGUGGGACUCUCCUGGGCUGGCUGUGGGUCAAUGUCUUCCCUUAACCAACGUGGUGGGGACUACCAACAUGAGAUGCACAGAAAACGUGGAGCGAGGUGCCAUUUUGCCAUUAUUACAACAACACAAGGUGUGUUAACGGUGCAGGGCAGCAUCUGAUGAGGCGCUCAGUUUUUGACUGGGGAUACUGAGAGAUAUUAAGCUAUUUUAGCUACUUGAACCCUCUUGUUUGCAGGCUGAGAUGAUGAGAAAAUAAGAGCAGAUUUCUGAACUGUAAAAUCUUCCAAAAAAAAUACACCUAGAAUAUUAAAUGAAUAUGGCUAAAAAAUGUUCUCAAAAUAAUUCCCCUCCUUCAGAUUGAUCCAGAUUGAUAUAUUUGCAUGCUGUUUUUCCCAUCAAUCAUCUGCCCCUUUUAACGCACCUUUUUUAUUUUUGAAAACUAAGUACUGAGUACUCAGACAUUUAAUGGUCCUUGAUCAUAAAUGAUUAAGUACACUGCCUGCUUGAUAUUGGUUGUAAUGUUUUACAUGCAAAGUCCCCUAUCAGGAAGAUGAUGCACCUUUCCCACAGAGUAGUGAUUUUACACUGUUAGAAUAUAAAAUGAGCAGCACACAGUCCUCUGUAAGGGCCCAUAAACAAAACACCAGCUACAUUGUUUGACAUAAAUAUUCAUGCUCACACCUUGUUGUUUUGACAGAGAACGUAACUUAAAACAUUGUCAUUCAUGGAAACUGGAAAGAGGCUUUUAAAAAAUGCAAUAUUUGCAUUUAGAAGCAAAGACUUUUUCCAUGAAUGUGGGCAUUGCUCUCACAGAGGACUGUGUGUAUAUAAGUAAAAAUGUUCUCUUAGUGUAAAAUAUAAAAUAGCCCUAUGUUGUCAUCCAUUGCCAAAAGCCGGUGUGUUUACCUGAUUGAUCGCUGUGUUAUAUGUUGAGCAAUACCUUUUUGUUUGUUCAUGUUUUGUUUGUUCUUUACCGUUACACACAAACGAGCAUAAUUUCCAUUUUCUCUGUAUAGAAAACAUACUUCUCUCUUUUAUAAUUAAUUCCAUUUCUUAACUUAGAUACAUGCUUUUUUUUACUUUUAAUAAACAGGUUGCAGUUCUCUUGAAAGCAUCUACCUAACAAAAAGCUGACAAAGCCAUUUUAACAGUAUAUCGCAGGUUCCUGUGCACUCAAAGCCAUUUGUAUUAUAACAUUGCUGUAUUGUGAAAUGCACUGUAUGUCUGUCAUUGUUUACUCUAAAGAAACCAUUGCAUUUUCCACUUGUCACUUUACAUACUAGCUCCUUUAUCCUCCCCUUGUAUUUUUUUUUCAUAUCCAUCAUAAAGUAAAUCUUGUGGGUUUUUUUACGUGUCGCUCCAAUACCUCACUUGAAUAAUCCUUCCUAGUUCUUAAAUGAAACCUGUCAGCCAUUUUAUAGUCAUUUUUAUUCUGACAAGAGCAGACUGUAACUCAUCAGGUAACUCUGUAGACAGUAUUUAAAUGUCAACUGUUUUUGGAAACGUGUGCCUUCUCUUUGAGGGCCACACUGGCUCUUUUCCAUCAGGUGACUGCAUGGAGGCGCUCUGCUGGAGCUGCUGCUUACUGCAGCAUGCGGUCACGUUGUCUACAGCUCAUAGUGGCUUAUUUUGCUCUACAAAUACAUUGAUUUACACUUUUUGAGGAUGAUUAUUAGUAUUGAACAAUAAAACCCUUUAACAUGUGGGAGCGGGGGGGACCAGAGUGAAAUAAAGUGGUUUUCUUUGGGGAAUAUAAGCUUUUCUGUCUUUUUGUUUUUGGUUUUUCUUUUAAUUAUUUUUCAAAGGUACGUGAAUAAUAAAGACUUAUGUACUUGUGAAAAUUGA
Molecule: messenger RNA, 3415 nt
Organism: Cololabis saira (Pacific saury)
Lineage: Eukaryota; Metazoa; Chordata; Actinopteri; Beloniformes; Belonidae
Gene: agpat5
Product: 1-acylglycerol-3-phosphate O-acyltransferase 5 (lysophosphatidic acid acyltransferase, epsilon)
Exons: 8
Coding region: 520-1617 (365 amino acids)
Cellular component (GO): mitochondrion; endomembrane system
Molecular function (GO): acyltransferase activity
Source: RefSeq, a predicted model, not a curated record